UUUUGCAAGGAAAGAAGAGAAGAGAAAAAAGCUUUGCCAUAAGUUUUGGCUGUGCUGGGUGGCUGCGUCGCCGUCGUGCCGGCCCGGCAACCCCGAGUUGGCUCCAGAUGGCCGAGAGAAUCGAGCAGACGAGACCGAGUUUUUUGGCCGGGCCGGCCAGAGAAGAGAAAAGACCUCUUUCGGAAGGAAGCAACGACGAAACUUGGGUGAAAGACUCACAAAAGAGGGUCGUCGGGAUGCACGUAGGGGGCUGCUGCGAGAUAUGAUCUUGGGCGCUGCUCGGGCUUGAGAAUUUGGCGACCCAGUACGCCAGAUCUCUCGAGCCGCGAGGAAAAAUCCAGUUUUGAUGGGUCUAGAGGCGGCGGCGGCGGUGGAUCCAGCGGGUGCUGGCUUCAUGGACUACUUCCCGGUGAUGGCCAGGCGGUUGGGCGAGCAGGACUUCAUGGAGGAGCUGUGCAAGGGGUUCGAGCUCCUGGCGGACCCGGCGACGGGGACGAUCACGCUGGGCAGCCUCAAGAGGAAUGCGGCGCUGCUAGGGCUGGAGGAGCUGGGCGAGGAGGAGCUCCGGGCGAUGGUGGUGCAGGGGGACUACGACGGUGAUGGCGCGCUCAACCAGCACGAGUUUUGCAUCCUCAUGGUGAGAAUGAGCCCGUCGCUGCUGUGCGAGGCCGAGGAGUGGCUCGAGGAUGCCAUCGGGGACGAGCUCCUCGAGGAAUUUGGGUAUUGGGCCAUGGACGAGGACGACUGCGGCGCAGGUUCUCUGUAGCCACUCCGCUGUGGGGACGAAGAACGAAUAUUCGCCCUGGGUAGCAUAGGCCUGAAUAUUCGCUAGGGCUGGAUAUUCCUUGGGAUAUUUUUGUUCUGGUGGGUGGUUUCCAUCGUUGGAAUCAAUAUAACGUUUCUUGAAAGAAA
This is a messenger RNA of Selaginella moellendorffii, 912 nucleotides long. RefSeq names its product calcium-binding protein KIC-like. The transcript has a single exon. Gene Ontology annotation, molecular function: calcium ion binding. Bases 347 to 766 code for a protein of 139 amino acids. NCBI's taxonomy places the organism in Eukaryota, Viridiplantae, Streptophyta, Lycopodiopsida, Selaginellales, Selaginellaceae. The record is from RefSeq and is a predicted model, not a curated record.